AUGUUCAGCUUCAAGAUCAGUGAAACACUUUUUUUCUUAGCUAUUCUAGGACCCCUUGUCACCAGCAUUGAUGGCCAAGCAGAGUUCACCCUUCCCAAGAAUGUGAUACCGCCGCCAACGGGUCCUGUUCGUCAUGCCACCGUCGACAUCCAAUGCGGGAACAACUACGGCACGUACCCAAUGGGCAAAGGUUGGGUCUCAUGCACAAAUUAUGGCGCAUGGCAAUACAGGUGUAAGGAAGCAUCGUGUUACGUUGGACAAGAACGAAAUAAAUUGGCCACCAAGGAGCUCUACUUCUACGACUGUCAACGGCUAGGUAUUGAAGAACUUCUUCCAAGGAUACUGGCUGUGAGAUACAAAGCGGUAAAUCUGGCCGGUGCCAUAGAAAUUAUGGAUACAAAUGGCCAGGAAUAUAGCUGCCGAUGGGUAAAGCCUACAGAUCCGGGGAACGUCAGAGCUUCAUGCUCACAAUGUGAGGAGCACCAUUUCCUCCUUCCAAUUCCUCCUCAAAGGAGCGAACUGUAA
Molecule: messenger RNA, 525 nt
Organism: Puccinia triticina
Lineage: Eukaryota; Fungi; Basidiomycota; Pucciniomycetes; Pucciniales; Pucciniaceae
Exons: 5
Coding region: 1-525 (174 amino acids)
Source: RefSeq, a predicted model, not a curated record